GCUGACAGGGAGUUCCCAUCUGGCACCAGAGAUUUAUUAUUUCUCUCACUCGGAAAAUUGGAAGGAUCAGCAUCUUCUAUCUUAUGCCCGACGAAGGAUGUUCCUUUCACCAAGCGUGACACAAGCAAAACUAGGUAGGUGAAAUCAAACCCCUUUGAAAGAUGACAUAUUCAGUGGAACUGCUGCUUUCCUUCACUCAACAGAAAGAGCACGCACGGUCAAGGACGUUUUAAAUCUUUCAUUACCUCACACCUCUACAAGGAUUGUAUUCUACUCAUGCCAAGGUUGUUUGACUGCACAUGAGGAGAACAUGUGAAUCUAUCAUGGCUGUAGCCGGAAUGUACAUACAGGACCGGGCAGGCCUCACAGCAAACCUCAACGACUACAGUCUCUACAGCGAUCUAUCUGAUGAUGAGCUGAUGCAGCUGGCUAUUGAACGCAGCCUCACUGAAAAUCACAUUUUGACCAGUGCUGACCAGAGGCAACCCGCUGUCCAGAAUCAGCCAAACCGUUGUGUUCGACUAAACAGUGAAACGAAAUACAGUUACUACUUUGAUACGAACAGGCCACCACCAGAUUAUGAACCAGAAAACAAUGUGAUGUUAACCCCAUCGUCUGCAAACCCCAGCCCAUCACUUCCUCUAGACUACAGUCCUCUUAUGUCACUGAUCAAACAUGGACAGAUGAAGACUCUGAAAGAGAUAACAAUAAGCAACCCCGGUGUUUUCAUCAAACCAUUCACUGACGGUUGGGUUGCACUUCACGAGGCUGCCUAUUAUGGUCAAGAGGAAUGUCUCAAUCUCUUUUUAGAUGUCAAUCCUGAGGUGGUGAACCAGCGCAGUCUGACUGGACAGACGCCCCUUUACCUGGCCUGUUCUUCUACCCACAUGGCCUGCGUCAGGUGCCUUCUGCUGCGAGGAGCCGAUCCAAACAUCCCCAACAUGCAGCGUGAAACUCCCCUCUACAGAGCAUGUGCGAACGCAAGUGAGAAGAUUGUGGAGAUCCUUCUCAGUUUCGGGGCCACGGUGAACAAGGGAGUUCAGUAUGAACAAACACCUCUUCAUGAGGCGGCCAGGUUGGGCCAUCAGAAGAUAUGUAGGAAGCUGCUGAAGGCUGGUGCCAAGAUUGAUGGAUCUGAUGUGAACGGGAUCAAACCUUUCUUUACUGCAGCCCAGAAUGGCCAAACGGACAUCUUAACCUUUCUGAUAGAAAAUGGUGCUGACAAGAACUCCCAGGCAAACGAUGGGGCCACAGCCCUUUACGAAGCUUCAAAGAAUGGUUGUGAGGAAACUGUGAAGCUGCUUCUGGGUCUGAGAGCCGAUGCAAAUAAAGAAACCAAGUCUGGCAUUUUGCCCAUUCACAUCGCUACCCGGAGAGGACGUCCAAGUAUCGUGCAAAUGCUGAUCUGUGCCACGGCCAUGACCAAAGUUAAGGAAUGUGGCAUUAGCCCCCUGCACAUCGCAGCCGAAUACAACCAGGACGACAUGCUGGAGAUGCUGAUAGAGGCUGACUUUGACGUGAACUUUCAGUUGUCGGUGGAUCAGUCCAAGAUGUAUCAGGACAGGCGCACGACAGCCCUUUAUUUCUCAGUCUACAACUGCAACGUAGAGGCGGCCACCAUGCUUCUGGAGGCGGGAGCUAACCCAAACCUGGACACGGUCAACCCGCUUUUCGUUGCGGUUCGGCAGGGUCCCAUCGAACUGUUUCAUCUACUGGUGGAGCACGGCGCUAACGUCAAUGCACACAACCCCACUCAACCGUCCACUUUCCCCUUCGUGUUGGUGUUCUGUAUGAAGUACCUGUCGAUACUCAAGUAUUUGUUGACCAGUGGCUGUGAUGCCGUAUCCUGCUUCGACUGCAUGUAUGGGAGCAGGCCACACCCGCCAGUUCAAGUAACGCAGAGCGUCUAUGACAGCCACAGCACCAAUGGGUCGCCUAAACGUUAUUUCCAGUUCUGCGAUGCCAUCUCUGAGCCGUCUGUGCACCCCUGGACGAAAGAAGUCCUAUCUAUCCUCCUGGAUUAUGUGGGUCAUGUACAACUGUGCUCCCGACUGCAGGAGCAUCUCGAUAGUUGCGGUGACUGGUCUGAUGUUAAGGACAAAACAAUGUCACCACGUCCAUUGAUGCACCUUUCUAGGAUGAUGAUUCGACAGUUAAUGGGAGCCCAAAGACUGAAGCACAUCAACUCUUUGCCUCUUCCAAAAAGUCUAAUCAAGUUUCUUAACUAUGACAUAAAAAAUCAUUAGAUCUUUCAUAUGAUGUGGUUAAAUAACACAUCAUAUCUAUAUCAACAGACAAAAGCCAACAAUAGUUUGUGCACAUCUACAUGUCUGACUUUGAUAAAAAAACAAAUUGUGAGUUUAUAUUUUGAAAUGAUUGUGUAAGACUGAGCAAAUGUACUUUUAAGCAAAUAUGUUUUUAAAGACUUUAUAAAGUGUUGCUAAAUAGUAAAAGUGACACUACAUUAUUAAUUGGUGGAACAUACUGUAUACCGUUAGAUAAGAUGAUGUCUUACGUAAUGUCUAAUGGUCCAGGAACAUGCUCAAAAUCUUGCAGUAACAAUUUUUGGAAUACCAACAGAAUUGUCAUUUUAAACUUCUUUAAUGAUUGUAUCAAACUACACAAAUAACUUAAACAUAAUUCAACCACACAAA
Hypomesus transpacificus is the source of this 2654-nucleotide messenger RNA. RefSeq names its product ankyrin repeat and SOCS box protein 2-like. Gene Ontology annotation, biological process: intracellular signal transduction. The coding region runs from base 300 to 2246 and encodes 648 amino acids. The transcript has 9 exons. Gene Ontology annotation, cellular component: cytoplasm. Lineage: Eukaryota; Metazoa; Chordata; Actinopteri; Osmeriformes; Osmeridae. Gene Ontology annotation, molecular function: protein binding. The record is from RefSeq and is a predicted model, not a curated record.